AUGGCCGUGGACUCGCUGCGACUGAGCUCGGUGAGUCCGGGGAACAAGCACGAUCGAUCGACGGGGCGAGUGGUGCUACGUCGUACCGUCCGGGCGUGUCGUCAUAUCUCAUCGCAAGCCAAGCUUACCAGCAAUACGAUCAUCUAUGUCACAGGUCGAGCAUGUCCACUUGUCCUUUCGAACGGGCGGAAGCACCGCGUCACCGCAAAAGGGCUCCCUGCAGCUCACCCCACAUGGCCUCGUCUUUCGGUCCGGAAGCAGCGAUGCGCCCCACGCAGCAUCAGACACCGUGAUCAAGGUGCGCUCACCACAUCAGUGUGACUCAGGUGUGCACACUGUGGACGUGACUGACAAGAGCAUGUUCUCUUGCGUGUGCCGUACGCGUUCGACCUACUUGCUCCGCUAGCUCCCCUUCUCGCUCAUCCACUCCGUAUCUCGCGGACCACCGAACCACGAUGGAUCACCAUCCGCAAUUACCAUUCGGACCCGCGACUUUCUCGUAUACGAUCUGUUUUUCCGCGAAGCUGACGAGGCGAAUGGGAUCUGGGACAGGCUCAAAGCGCUGUGCGCCGAGGUCGCGGCACACGGCAUACAAGGCCUUUACGCCUUCUCCGACAAUGCUACGGUCGACAUUUCAAAGGUGAACGGUCCCGACGCAAAGGGUAAAGGCAAAGCGGGGUGGAUGAUCUACAGCCCCGAGGCAGAGUUUGCUCGCAUGGGCCUUGGGACCCGGAGUAGAGCUUGGAGGUUUACGGCGCUCAACGAGAAAUACGAUGUAGGUGCAAGCAAAUGCGAACAUGACAGUCCACAACUCGAACCGACCGCAUCACCUAUUUGUCUUGCACAGCUCUGUCCAUCUUACCCGCCCCAGAUCGUGGUGCCGCAGAAGAUCUCGGACACGACGCUAAACUAUGCGGUCAAAUAUCGUAGCAAGGGCCGGAUUCCUGGCCUGGUGUACCUGCACUGGGCAAAUCUGGUUCGUCCAUACGGAGAUUACUAUCAUUCCCUGGCUAACCUCCUGAGGCGCGCUUCCCCGCAGGGGUCCAUCACUCGAUCGUCACAACCCAUGGUCGGCAUUACACAAGGUGCUCGAUCGAUACAGGACGAAAAGCUCGUCGAGUGCAUCUUUACCUCGCACUCGCAGCACUCGCAUCCCCGUCAGGCAAUGCGGGGCAGUUCUACGCGGGGCACGAACGAUGGGUCCGCAGGAAAUGCCGAAAUUGUGUACGGUGCUCAAGCGACUAACAUCAUCAUUGAUGCUCGGCCGACCAAGAAUGCGUAUGCGAACUCGAUCAAAGGCGCAGGGAGUGAGAACAUGUCUUUCUAUCGCAAUUGCCGGAAGGAAUAUCUUGGCAUCGACAAUAUUCACGUCAUGCGAUCCAGUCUGAAUGGCAUAUUCGACGGUCAGUGUGAUGCGCUACAAUUUUUGAAUCGACACAGUGCCUGACACGUCCGAUGCGCGUUCGUUGUCUCAGCCUUGCGAGACUCCGAGCUGACGGGCACCCUGGACCGACUUGCUCUGCGGAAAACGAAUUGGCUGGCCCAUCUAACGAACAUCCUUGACGGCGUGCGCACCAUCACGCGCACUAUUCACCUCUACAACUCCCACGUCUUGGUCCAUUGCUCGGACGGUUGGGAUCGCACCUCCCAGCUUUCUGCCCUCCCACAGCUAUGCUUAGACCCGUACUAUCGAACAGCUGCUGGCUUGGCCGUGCUGAUCGAAAAAGACUGGCUGUCCUACGGCCACCGCUUCACGGACCGCACGGGCCUCUUGUGUGGUGACCGUAUCCCCUUCGUCCAAGCUCGGGGCGACGAUUCGAUGCCACAACAGGCGUUCUUCGCCAAUGUCUCCAAGUCGCUUGGCGCAACUCGCUCCAACGCCAAGGAGGUCUGCCCAGUGUUUCAGCAGUUCUUGGACUGUAUUUACCAAAUCCAACGACAAUUUCCGACUCGGUUCGAAUGGAACGACACUCUGCUCCGACGACUGCACUACGAGAGCUACACCGGUCGAUCCGGCACGUUUGUUUUCAACUCCGAAAGGGAUCGAUCCGAUUUCAACGCGCGUGAUCUCACUUCGAGCGUUUGGGAAGAAUUUUUCGAAGAGGUUUCGACCGGACCCAACGGUGAGACCGAGCUCCGACUCAAAGCCGAAUUCGUCAAUCAUCUGUACGACCCCUCCUUGGACGAUCCCACGGCAAGACGCGCCGAUGCGGAUCAAGGCGUGCUCUUCUUGGACCCCCAAGAUGUACGAUGGUGGUAUGCCCUGUUCAAUCGCUCCGACGAGGAGAUGAACGGCUCACCGAACGAAAUACAUCCCCAAGUGGUCGAGGAAGCUGUCGCUGUGGUUGUUCCGCAACCAUCGAUCGAACCCGGUGGUGGUGCUUCAUUGAACGGGUCUCGUCCCCAACAGUUCCAGACCGCAAGUGCGACGGUCGACACGAGUAUCACGGACCGCGACCCAAGGCCGACCAGCAGAUCGACCGCAGCGAGCCCGACGUCGCCGACUUCAGCGACGCCACUACGUUCCGGCGGCUCUCUACCCCUCGAGGUCCCCUCCCAAGCCCAAGUAGCCGAGGCCGUAUCUUCGGUCCAGCGCUUCGGUUGGUCCGCAUGGAAAUCGGUCCAAAAGUACGGGCAGGAUGCGGCGCAGCGAUUCGAGGCACGUGCUGCCGCAGGGUCAGUUCCUUCCCAAACUCUCCUCGCGGCUUCCCCGGCUCGGACUCAGAGUCCGGUACCCUCACCCAACGGGGCAACAACCCUGGCUGGUCAGGUGGACGGUCUCUCUGUCGGUCACUCGUACCAGCCUUACGCCCCUGCGUCGGCAGGUCGUAGGCAACAAGCGCUUGCGCAGUCGUCCUCGGCCGGGAUCCAAGACCUUCCGAAAUCACGGACAGAGGCCAUGUUUACAGCGACACCAGCUGCUGUCCCAGUAGUGGCACCAACGACACAGCCGCAGCCAGCGAAAGACAGCAAUUGGGAUCCUCUCGGAGUGGGCUCGAGCUAA
Molecule: messenger RNA, 3004 nt
Organism: Microbotryum saponariae
Lineage: Eukaryota; Fungi; Basidiomycota; Microbotryomycetes; Microbotryales; Microbotryaceae
Source: the annotation of a GenBank genome assembly